AUGAGGCUCUUCUCUAUCGUCGUCGCCGCACUCGCGGUCGCGUCUCCGGUUCUAGGAGCACCCCAAGGCGGACCAAUCCUCCCAGCUUUCAAGACGAUUCCCAGUAACGAUCGUAACAUCUUUUACCAUGGUCGAUGGGAUGAAAAUAACGGCAGCUGGUGGGCCGGCACCGGCUUCAAAGUGAACAUCCAGAACCUCAGAAGGCUGUCCAUCAACCUGGGCACUAACUCUUCUUGGCCCUCUGCACCCACCGCUAUUUCGUUCGACAACGGGAAAUUCGAGACCGUCGAGCUCGCCAGCGGGACAAACCACAUCGCCAUCCCUGAGCAUAUCGCGAAGGCGGAAAGAGGGAAGACCACCCUUUUGAGGGUGAACGUUCAAGGGUGGCAGCAGAAUAGGAUUCAGUUCCAGAGUUUGGAUCUGAACAUUGAUGCGCAGCUGGAACCGUACAAGCCUGCGAAGCGUGCUUUCCAGUUCAUUGGUGAUUCACUGUCCGCUGGCCAAUUCCUCCCUCAAGGCGUGAACCAAGCCUGGCCUUUCCUCGUUGGCGAGCACUUCAAAGCAGAACACAGGAUCAACGCCCAGCCUGGUGCAACUCUGACUGAUCGAGAAUCUUACGGAAACGUUCACGGCAUCUCGUAUCAGUAUUUCCGAACCGAAGAUACAGGCUUCAUCUGGACUUCGGACCACAACUACACCACCCCAUGGGACUUCAAACGCGAUGUUCCCCGAGCGACGCAUAUCGUUAUCCAUGUCGGCGCCAAUGAUGCAUCGCAUGACAUUAGCGGGGAGGACUUCACCAAGGUGUAUCAAGAGUUCCUUGACAAGCUGAGGAAGAUCAACGGUCCUCAUGCUCAUAUCUUCAUCUUCACGCCGUGGGGCUGGCCAAACGCCGACGGAAACACCUACUACUAUUACGAAGGUGUUUACGAGGCUAUCGUCAAGUCCAGGCGAGCCAAGGGCGAUCGAAACAUCCACUUGGUCGAUACUACAGGUUGGGUAACCUGGGACGACGUCUUCCACGAUAACGUCCAUCCGAACGUCCCUGGUAUGGCGAACAUUGCAGACAAGUUUAUCGAGUGGUUGGAGAAAUGGGAGGCGAGGAAUCGGUGGUAA
Messenger RNA from Coprinopsis cinerea okayama7#130, 1116 nucleotides. RefSeq lists its product as hypothetical. Lineage: Eukaryota; Fungi; Basidiomycota; Agaricomycetes; Agaricales; Psathyrellaceae. The coding region runs from base 1 to 1116 and encodes 371 amino acids. The record is from RefSeq and is a predicted model, not a curated record. The transcript is spliced from 8 exons.